Molecule: messenger RNA, 2472 nt
Organism: Cuscuta epithymum
Lineage: Eukaryota; Viridiplantae; Streptophyta; Magnoliopsida; Solanales; Convolvulaceae
Source: the annotation of a GenBank genome assembly
GAAAUACACAAAAAAAGAUACCCCUCGCAAAAGUUAUUCAAUUUUUCUGCUUUCCGCUUUCUUGCGCCUUUGAGGGUUAUAAGCGAACAAAAACCUGGCUAAGAAGAGGUUGAACUUUUUAAUGCUCUUUGAGGAUUGUAUCAUUAAAGCUAACAAAGAUAUUCGUCCAGUCUGGCCACUUUAACAACUUCCAACUUUUCUCACACCUCAAGGCAGGUGUGGGGUGAAAACGAAGGGGUGAUACUGCUAUGUGUUCUAAGGAGAUCAAAAUCGUCACAUAUUUGGAGAUUGCGCCGUGUGUCUGAAGCAUUAUCUCAUGAUUACGGCUAAGAUCAGCCUGAAAUAAGAAUAUAUAGUUGUUGGUUAAGCUGAUUAGCCUUAAUGUUAGAUGAUAAACAACUUUAAGUAAUACUGAAAGUGAGCAGUUUUGAUGUGAAUUUUGGUUUGUCCUAUCAGAAUGGUUAGAUUUUCCUGCUUCCAUGCUCACAUCCACUCCCAUAAACAAAAGAAAACAGUCCAAAUGUCUGCUGAAGUAAUACAGAAGAGGCUGGAAGGUCAUUCUGAGAAUCAUUCCCUGAAGGAUUUUAGUUAUUGCGAAGCAACCAGUCCACUUCAUUCAAAGAGCGUGAGCAAUGUUUUGGAUAUUUACUCUGGCCAUGUCAUAGAUUCUUCUUCUAAUGGGCAUGGUUGUAAAUCUGAAGAGAUCGAGGAUGAGUACAAAAGUGAAUGCAAUGCAAGUGGUGAUCACAACAAGACUGCUGAUAUUAAAAAAUGUAGAUCUUUAGGUAGUGGGUUGGGAUGGGAAGGAAGGGCAUAUGAUGACUAUGAUUCAGAGGAUUGCAGUCACAGAAGAUUUUCAUUUGACAACUUUCAAGAGGUUCUUCAACCUUCAUCUGUUCAAGUGAGUUCUGGCUCAGCAAACACUGAGUCUAUAUCUUUGGCCGGAGACCAAAAACAGUCUGAGAGAGAAGAAGACGACCACAUGGCACAUACGCCUUGCACUUCAUUAACUGUUGUAAAAUCAACUUCUUUGCCUAACAUGCAUUGCACUGGCCAGAGUUUCACUCCCCUAGUUCCUUCUCCCAGAUCUGCUGAGGAUUUGAUUGUUCUAGAGACAAGAAAGGAGGUUAUGAUGGACAGAGAGAUACAUGUCAAGGAUCAUGAAGAAACAGAGGGCUAUAUUACAAACAUCAUGAACAUAACUGGGGAAGACCGUGUUGGUGAAGUUUAUGACAGUUAUAACUAUGCAGGGUCCGCAAAAGAUUGGAUUCUGCCUGCUUCAGAGAAUAUUAAUGGAAAGUCAUUGUUUUGCCAGUUAAACAAGUUACCAAGCAAAGAUUUUAGGCUAAAGCGAAUUGAGGACUGGGUUACAGAUCUCCAGAAGUGUGGCCCUCCUGAAGAAGAAAUGAAUGAAAUGAGCGCUCAUGAUAAUGGUGAUGAGAAGAUACAUAAGGAGAAAGUAUUCAAUGGCUCACCUUCGGUAAAGCUGGACGAGAAGGUCAAUCCUGGCAUGGAAGCAGUUAACAAAUAUAUCUCUUCUUUGAGUGCUUCAGCGACAUCCGUUCAACUUGUAAACCAUGGUUUGGUUGCUAUACCAUUUCUCGGCACCUUUUUGGGCCUCAAAGCACUUAACUUAUCUGGAAAUGCCAUAGUAAAGGUAACUCCUGGAACUCUCCCUAGGGGGCUUCAUAUUUUGAAUUUAUCACGAAAUAGUAUCUCAACUGUUGAAGGAUUACGAGAGCUCACUCGACUUCGUGUUCUUGACCUGAGCUAUAACCGAAUACAGAGAAUUGGACACGGUCUUGCUUAUUGUUCCUCCCUACGAGAGUUAUACAUAGUGGGUAACAAAAUUAGUGAGAUCGAGGGUCUCCACCGCCUCCUCAAACUGAACGUUUUGGAUUUGAGGUAUAACAAAAUAUCCACACCCAAAUCCCUGGGCCAACUCGCAGCUAAUUACAGCUCGCUCCAAGCUAUCUCUCUGGAAGGCAACCCUGCCCAGAAGAACGUUGGUCAUGAACAACUGAAGAAACACCUGCAGAGUCUUGUCCCACACCUCACAUACUAUAACGGUCAACCCAUCAAGAUUGGAGCAUCUAAGGACACAUCAGACAGGUCUUGUCGGUUAGGGAUUGGGUCCCACCAGGUAGACCGUGGCAUUAAAGCAGAACUCAAAGUCGUGCGGAAGGGUUCCACUGGUGUCUCUUCUUCGUAUAAUAAAGCACCGUCUUCAUCAAUCCAUGGCCGUAAGGCAUCAAAAGGCAGACAUGGACACUUGGUGGGCCCAAGUGUUGCCCGAAGAAGCACACAUCAGCCUCACACCGGUGACCCCAAGAACAGGCUUAUUAUGAGCUUCGGGCCUGAUUCCUCUAUGCGAAGGAGCCACAGUGAGGGAAAUCUUGGUCCUUCCUGAGGUUAUUACUAUUAGUGGUGGAUUAUGUGUUCUGAAAACAAUGUUUGGUUGUCUACUCUUCU